AUGGAGGGGUCAAAUGCCAGUGUCCCACAGGGUUUAGAGGUGAUGGUGUCAAAAAUUGUGAAGAUAUUAACGAAUGCCAAGAGAAGAAGGCUUGUCAGUGCCCUGAAUGUAGCUGCAAGAAUACUUGGGGCAGCUAUGACUGCAGUUGUACAAUACAUGGAUUCCGAAAUCAGAGCAAUCAUGGCACAAUAUAUGCCCUUGGACAGCCAAGCAGAAGUUCCAAAUCAUGUCAAUGACCAAAGAGCAUGA
This is a messenger RNA of Sphenostylis stenocarpa, 249 nucleotides long. The record is from the annotation of a GenBank genome assembly. NCBI's taxonomy places the organism in Eukaryota, Viridiplantae, Streptophyta, Magnoliopsida, Fabales, Fabaceae.